Messenger RNA from Penicillium macrosclerotiorum, 657 nucleotides. Its product is annotated as putative cysteine dioxygenase Cdo1. The coding region runs from base 1 to 657 and encodes 218 amino acids. The record is from RefSeq and is a predicted model, not a curated record. NCBI's taxonomy places the organism in Eukaryota, Fungi, Ascomycota, Eurotiomycetes, Eurotiales, Aspergillaceae. The transcript is spliced from 5 exons. Gene Ontology annotation, molecular function: cysteine dioxygenase activity; ferrous iron binding. Gene Ontology annotation, biological process: L-cysteine catabolic process.
AUGCCAUUCCUUCAAUCUGGAUCCGAAUCGCCCGUCAAUGCCGAGAAGACCCCCGGCGCGUUUGAGAAACUCGUGGAGGAUUUGAGUACCGUUCUCGGCCCAAGCUCUGGCCUUGAUUCCGACGAUAUUGACCCCAUUAUAAUUCAGAAGCUUAUGGAGAAAUAUGUCUCUGACUCAAAGGAAUGGGAUCAGUAUGCCCUCGGCGACGCUAGUAGGGGGUAUACAAGAAACUUAAUCGACGAGGGAAAUGGCAAAAGUAAUUUAUUGAUUCUUGUUUGGAGUCCCGGAAAAGGAAGUGCGAUUCACGAUCACGCCAACGCGCAUUGUGUGAUGAAGAUCCUCAAGGGAAAGCUCCAAGAAACCCUAUAUUCCUGGCCAGAUAAGGAGAAGAUUGCCAUUGGAGAGACAUCACCUCCAAAAAUUACUCGACAGACUGUUUAUGGCGAAAAUGAAGUCACUUACAUGUCUGAUAAGCUUGGCCUUCAUCGAAUCUCCAAUCCCGACCCCGACAAUUUUGCCAUCUCUCUACAUCUUUACACUCCUCCUAAUGCUGCCAAUCAUGGCUUCAGCCUCUUUGACGAAAGAACCGGGAAGGCCAGUCACAUCAAACAGACGCACUUCUAUUCCGUCCGUGGGAAACGUCUUGGUGACGAAUAG